AGCUUCAAAUUGGCGUUCGGCGGUGUCGAUCGUGGUUCUUUUCCAGUUGAAUGCAAUUUUGACCUUCUGAAUCCUUCUUAACGUCAAACAGCAUGAUCACAGUAGUAUUGCUCCUCGCCAUUGUCGCCGGGCUCACCUUGCAUGCAAGUUGGUCCGUCUUAACGUACAUACGCAAAGACUAUCAAGACUUCCUCUCGCUUGGGCCAGGAGGCACUCCGUUGACCUUUACCGGUUACCUGAAGGUCAAAUGCUUGAGCAUCGUCGCCUUGCAAGACCCGUUUGAGGCACCACCCGUUCCAACGCGAUUAGCAAACUCCCCAGGCCAUCUCGAAAACCUGCCAAAGCGUGCUUACCCCCGCCCGUUGACGAGAGGUAUAGCCCCACAACGGCAGACGACGCAAUGCUCGAGUCCGGAAAUAUACUCCAAACUGGGAGCUGCAAUUGCGAACAUGGCCAGUUGUUCAGGAAGCCGGUUCGAGCUAGGCACAUCUUGUUUUGAGAAAUACAGCACUGGCAUUUUCUCUGCCUCCCCACCGCGCAAUCAGACAUGCAGAGGAGAAAUCUGCCAUGCCCAUCCCUCUGAUGGGUCGCUGCAUCUGACCCUGCAUCCCAAGGAUGUCAAGCUUGUGCUGGAACGUGGCUGGGGCCAACGACAUCCCCUCGCGCGGGGUGGUUUCUUCGAGCGCUUUGUCCCGGUGGGCUUUGUCAUGAUAUACGCUCCUCAGACCGAAGAGGACAUCGUUCACAUUCUGCAGAUCGUGGCAGCAGCUGCAAAGUUCAUUUGCGGUGAAGAUCGUCCUCAGACGCGGGUGUCUGAUUCGAGCCAUGGGACUGAUGAGACGCACGCUGCGCCAGCCGGGCGUCAACAAGAAUUUGUGGGGCCAAGCCACGGCCCUCUGGAUCCGCCGAGAACGAGUUGUCAUGCCAUUUCACUGCAAUCACUCGGUGAAAGUGUUCCCAUGAUCGCAAAGGCUUAACAACUGUCACCUCCAGCUGUGCACCUCAUUCACAUCCCCCGAAUGCAGCAAGUCUCGAUAGCAUCGCGACAAUUAGGACAGCCUCAGAAAGUAUAGCGGAAGCCGAUGGUAUUCUCCAGUAUCUUCUU
Messenger RNA from Cercospora beticola, 1105 nucleotides. RefSeq lists its product as uncharacterized. The record is from RefSeq and is a predicted model, not a curated record. NCBI's taxonomy places the organism in Eukaryota, Fungi, Ascomycota, Dothideomycetes, Mycosphaerellales, Mycosphaerellaceae.